AGAACCUCAAGCUCAAACAGUUUGCUUAUCCCCUCCCUCUCCUCCUCCUCCUCCGCCCAUGGCCAUGGCGACCACCCCCGUCACCUCGCUCGCGAUGGCCAUGGCCGCUGCCUCCGCCGACGCAUCCCCGGCGGGACACAAGCUCUCCGCGCUCCCCUUCCACCACCUCCUCUUCUCCCGCGCGCCGCCGCCGCUCCUCCGCGCCGCCCGCCGCCUCCCCCUCGCGCCGCUCGUCGCCUCCUCCGACGCCGCCGCUGCCGCCGAGGCAGGGGUCGAGUGGAGUGAGACGGAUACGGAGGCGGAGGCGGAGGCUGAGGAGGGAGGUGAGGUUCCCCAGGAGGAGGUCGAGGAGCAGCCGGAUGAGGAGGAGGCAGUGAUGGCCUCCGGGGAGGGGGAGGAGGAGGAGGAGGAGGCGGUGGAGGAGUUCGCUGCGGAGCCUCCCGAGGAGGCCAAGGUGUACGUCGGCAAUCUGCCGUACGACGUCGACAGCGAGGGCCUCGCCCAGCUCUUCGACCAAGCCGGCGUCGUCGAGGUCGCCGAGGUCAUUUACAACAGAGAGACAGGGCAGAGCCGUGGAUUUGGGUUCGUCACCAUGAGUACCGUCGAGGAAGCCGACAAGGCCAUUGAGAUGCUUAACCGCUAUGAUAUCAGUGGAAGGCUUCUGAAUGUUAACAGGGCAUCUCCUAGGGGUUCUCGUGUUGAGAGACCACCUAGGCAGUUUGCACCUGCUUUCAGGGCUUAUGUUGGGAACCUACCAUGGCAAGUGGAUGACUCUAGGUUGCUGCAAUUGUUCAGCGAGCACGGAGAAGUAGUUAACGCUCAAGUCGUCUAUGACAGAGAAUCUGGGCGUUCUCGAGGUUUUGGCUUUGUAUCCAUGGCCUCAAAGGAGGAGCUCGAUGAUGCUAUUUCUGCCCUUGAUGGACAGGAAUUGGAUGGCCGCCCACUUCGAGUGAAUGUUGCUGCGGAGCGACCACCGCGAGGCUUUUGAUGCAAUGGUGGUGGAGAACAGAACAUGGCUGCAUGUUUCUUUUGAUCACUAGUGAACAUUCCAGCAAGAAUUCUCAGGUGCUAUGCUACGGAGGAAGCUGAUGGUUUUCAUUUACAGAGCGCGCAUUAGCUUCCUGAUAUUGAGUUCUCUUGUCCCACUUUUUUUAUGUAUGCCUUUCAAGCUGAUGUUAUGUCAAGUUCUUCUCAACAAUAUGAGUUCAACUUUCUAAGUAGGAUAUUUGUAAUGAUGUCCUUAGUGUUUUUCUCUCCAACAUUAUAUACUCUAAAUAGGAGCAAAUGUAUGGCAGCACAGCCGUGCUCAUAUGUGUUA
Molecule: messenger RNA, 1318 nt
Organism: Oryza brachyantha (malo sina)
Lineage: Eukaryota; Viridiplantae; Streptophyta; Magnoliopsida; Poales; Poaceae
Product: 28 kDa ribonucleoprotein, chloroplastic-like
Exons: 4
Coding region: 59-988 (309 amino acids)
Cellular component (GO): cytosol
Molecular function (GO): mRNA binding
Source: RefSeq, a predicted model, not a curated record